Messenger RNA from Torulaspora globosa, 1296 nucleotides. It is a transcript of the gene GTS1, whose product is annotated as Gts1p. The record is from RefSeq and is a predicted model, not a curated record. Gene Ontology annotation, biological process: endocytosis; endoplasmic reticulum to Golgi vesicle-mediated transport; intra-Golgi vesicle-mediated transport. Lineage: Eukaryota; Fungi; Ascomycota; Saccharomycetes; Saccharomycetales; Saccharomycetaceae. Bases 1 to 1296 code for a protein of 431 amino acids. Gene Ontology annotation, cellular component: Golgi apparatus. Gene Ontology annotation, molecular function: GTPase activator activity; protein binding. The transcript has a single exon.
AUGAGAUUCAGAAGCAGCUCCUAUGCCAGUAAAAGUUCCGAGAAGGAACUGAAAGACUUGGUCAAUUUGCCAGAGAACGGCAACAGGUGCGGAGAAUGUGGAAAUGUUUUCCCUACAUGGUGUUCGGUUAAUUUAGGAGUGUUUUUAUGUGGCAGAUGCGCUUCAGUCCACCGGAAAAUCCUUUCAUUGAGAGACGACGAUGCGUAUUCUGACGUGAAAUCUCUGACGAUUGAUCGCUGGAGUGAGCGAGACUUGGACGAUUUAGCAAGAAGUGGAGGGAAUAGACAUAACAACGAACUGUGGAAUCCCAAGAAGCAGCCCUUUCCGUACGACGGUGACGAGGACAAGAGCGUUGUGGAGCAGUUUAUUAGAGAUAAAUACGUUAACGGCAAGUUCAGGUACUCUGCCAUUAACCCCGACGACUACGGGAUCAGCGGGAACAGGAGGAGAAGAGACAGCACGAGAGAGAGGAGCAGAAGCGGAUCCAGCCUUAAUGUGAGGAGAGGCUACGGCUCAGCGGGCGAUCUGCCCCGGUUAAGCAAUCGUCAGGCGAGAGACUACGAGUUGAGCAGGUACUCGCGAGAGCUGCGGACGUUGAAGGACAUGGGGUUCAGGGACAUCGAUUUGAAUGCGCAGGCUCUCAGCCACGCACACGGCGAUGUAAACAGAGCCAUCGACAUUCUCGAAAACCACAACAGGGGCAACGGAAGCAGCACUACAUCGUUGCACGGCAGCAGAGGCAGCUCAGUCACCAACUCCAGGGCAGGAUCGCGAACCAAUCUGUCUGCGCCAGAUAUCAAUCCACCGCUGCCCAGGAGACCAGCUAGUCAAAGCGCUCCGCAGCCGGCUGUGUUUGAUGGCACAGACGAGAGCCUGAUGAUGCCUGUCGCGACCGGCCAGCUGCCACAACCUGCAGUAUUCGACGGCGCCACGGGCAUAGCUCCCGUUCAGCAGUAUUACGACCCCGCCACGGGCAUGAUCUACGUAGAUCAGCAACAGUACCAGCAGCAAUUCCUACUUCAACAGCAACAACAGCAACAACACCAGCUGCAGCAAUUACAUCAACAACAGUUGCAACAGCAGCAAACACAGGCAGAAAAGAACGAACUACUCUCGCUCUACCAACGCCCAGACCUAUACACUACACCGGUAGAAAUCAACCAGAAUAAUCCAAAUUACCAGCUACUGAGUCAAGUACAGCAGCAACAGCAACAAGAACUACUACAGAUGCAGCACGCUCAGAUGCAAUCGGCACAACCGCCUCAGCAGAUGUAUCAGGCAUACUACAUGCCAUGA